Messenger RNA from Colletotrichum lupini, 1989 nucleotides. Its product is annotated as beta-glucosidase. Gene Ontology annotation, molecular function: beta-glucosidase activity. The record is from RefSeq and is a predicted model, not a curated record. Gene Ontology annotation, biological process: glucan catabolic process. Bases 1 to 1989 code for a protein of 662 amino acids. Lineage: Eukaryota; Fungi; Ascomycota; Sordariomycetes; Glomerellales; Glomerellaceae. The transcript has 8 exons.
AUGAUGUUUGACGGCUUACUUCUGUAUGCCAUCACGGCGGCAGCCACGGUCAUUCAGUCCGAUGCCCACUUUUAUGGGGAGAGCCCGCCUGUCUACCCAGCUCACGCUUAUGGGAAAGCCAAAGCUCUCAUUGCGGAGAUGACUCUCGACGAGAAAGUGACACACAUAAUGGAUGCUCCGGUAACAUUCCAGGCGUUUCUCGCCUUGGAUUUCCGGGUCUUUGUCUCCAAGAUGCCGGAAACGGUGUUCGAGGCACUGACAUGGGCCUGGUACAACAUCCUGACGUCGGAUCUUAAGACUGGCGCUGACUCGAUAAUAGCCGUUGGACCGUUGGGUAGGGUAGCUCUUGGCGGUCGGAAUUGGGAGGUGUUUUCCAACGACCCUUACCUCUGCGGUUCGCUCGCAGCCGAGACCAUCACUGGCAUUCAGGAGCAAGGGGUCAUGGCGAGCGUCAAGCAUUUCAUUGGCAACGAACAGGAGACAAAUAGAAGGCCCCUCGAGGGGUCCGAACCCCCGGUCGAGGCGGUGUCGUCUAACAUUGACGACAAGACCCUCCACGAGCUUUAUCUCUGUAAGCUACUCAAUGGGGUGCUCAAGACGGAACUCGGAUUUCAGGGCUUCACCGUCAGUGACUGGGAUGCCCAGCGAGUCACGAGUGCUCUCGCCGGCCUCGACAUGGCCAUGCCUGGUUCCGUAUAUUGGGGCGCCAAUCUUACCACAGCAAUCCAGAAUGGCUCUGUGCCGGAAUCACGAUUGGAUGACAUGGUUACAAGAGGGCCACAUAAGCGAAUCAAUGCCAGAGACCCCAAUGCGGUUACGGUUCUCUUCCAGGGGGCAACCGAAGGGCACGUACUCGUGAAGAAUCUAGAUGCUCUGCCAUUGAAGGAGCCGCAAGUUGUGUCAGUCUUUGGUUAUUCCGCCACUACCUAUCAGGCCUGGGGUCCCGUGCAGGGGAUGGACAUGCUCAAGUGGCUUCUUGGACAGACUAAUGCGAAUCUGACGGAGCUUCUGCUCGCCUCCCGCUCUCAGGAUCUGAGAUCAUCGGCCAUCGCGAUGAACGGCACCAUCUUCACGGGCGGCGGCUCAGGCUCGACCACUCCAGGCUGGAUAUAUAGCCCGCUAGACGCGCUGACGCAGCGCGCCAUGAAGGAUGGUACGGAUCUGCUUUGGGACACGGUCAGCCCAGCCCCAUCCGCGCUCUACGACGAUUACUCGGACGGGCUCGUCAAUUCGGUGGCGGACCAGUGCAGCAACACCAUCGUCGUCAUUCACAACGCAGGCAUCCGCCUCGUGGACGGGUUCGUCGACCAUCCAAAUGUCACCGCCAUCAUCUACGCUCAUCUACCCGGCCAAAGCUCCGGAGAGGCCACCAUAGCCCUGCUAUAUGGCGACGAGAACUUCUCGGGGAAGCUGCCUUAUACCGUCGCCCGGCAGCCAAGCGACUAUGGCGACCUCCUCGAUCCGGACCUGCCGGAGGGCAAUUUCACGCUCUUCCCACAAAGUGAUUUCGAUGAGGGUACAACCAUCGACUAUCGCGCCUUUGACGCGUUCAACAUCACGCCACGGUACGAGUUCGGCUUCGGGAUGUCGUACACAACGUUCGAGUACGCCGACCUGUCGAUUUCCUACCGGGAUGGACUGUCUCGUGACGAAUAUCCUUCUGGGCCCAUUGAGCAGGGUGGCCAUCUUGACCUCUGGGACAACCUCGGCGAUGUCCAAUUCCGUAUCAAGAAUACUGGCGGUGUCGCUGGCCAGGAAAUUAGUCAGCUUUAUCUCGACGGGACGAACAGCCUCAAACACUUACGCGGAUUUGAGAAAGUAGCUUUGGAGCCGGGACAGACUGAGACGGUGACGUUGUCGUUGACGCGGAGAGACUUGAGCGAGUGGGACACUGUUAGCCAGAACUGGAAGCUGCGGACUGGGAGGAUCAGGUUAUGGGUGGGGGCCAGCUCUAGGGAUAUCCGAUUGGAAGGUUUCUUGGAGUUGUAG